AUGGAUUCGCAUGGCAUGAGAAGUUGGAUUUUUCGGAUUGUUUUACAAGUGUUCAUAUUACAAUUAUCAACUGAUAUAUACUCAUAUGCAAAUGAGGAAAAAAUUAAUGAAUUUUUCCAAAGUGGGCACACUAAUAAUUGGGCUGUUUUAGUAGACACAUCACGAUUUUGGUUCAAUUAUCGACAUGUUGCCAAUGUUUUGUCUAUAUACAGAAGUGUCAAACGUUUAGGAAUUCCAGAUAGUCAUAUCAUUUUGAUGGUGGCUGAUGAUAUGGCUUGCAAUCCAAGAAAUCCUCAUCCAGGAACAGUAUUCAAUAAUGCCAAUCAAUAUAUUAACGUAUAUGGCGAUGAUGUUGAGGUUGACUAUCGUGGAUAUGAGGUAACGGUGGAAAAUUUUGUGCGAGUAUUGACUGGCCGUCUUCCCCCCAGUACUCCUCGAUCCAAACGACUUUUAUCUGAUGAAAGAAGUAACAUUCUUGUUUAUAUGACUGGCCAUGGCGGAGAUGGAUUUCUAAAGUUCCAAGACUCGGAAGAAAUCUCUAAUGUUGAAUUGGCAGAUGCCUUUGAGCAAAUGUGGCAAAAGAGAAGAUACCAUGAAAUAUUUUUCAUGAUUGACACUUGUCAGGCUGAGUCAAUGUACCAAAAGUUCUAUUCUCCAAAUAUCCUUGCUGUUGCCAGCAGCCAUGUUGGUGAGGAUUCUCUUUCACAUCAUGUUGAUCCUGCCAUUGGUGUUUAUGUGAUUGACCGUUAUACUUACUAUGCACUGGAAUUCCUUGAACAAGUGACUCCAACCAGCAAGAAAACCCUUGGCCAAUUUCUUCGAGUAUGUCCUCAAAAACAGUGUAUAUCCAGAGUUGGGGUUCGAUCUGAUCUCUUUCAAAGAGACCCAGAAAAUGUACUACUCACUGAUUUCUUUGGCAGUGUAAGGAAUGUGGAACUCUUGUCACAUACAAUCAAACUGGAAAAAAUCACCAACACUUUACAACAGAAUGAUACAUGUGGGCCCAGCUGUGAAAAUAAGCAACAGGCAUAUCGGGACAGACUUUCCUAUGUAAAUCAAUUUCCUGUAUGA
Molecule: messenger RNA, 1071 nt
Organism: Acanthosepion pharaonis
Lineage: Eukaryota; Metazoa; Mollusca; Cephalopoda; Sepiida; Sepiidae
Source: the annotation of a GenBank genome assembly